UGGGGGUGCCCUAGAAGAUGUGUGCCUAGGAUGGCCAGAAGAGGGACCCCGUGGACCCUGCCCUGCCAGCCACUCCCUUCUCCUCAGGUAUAAGAGCCACCCACCAGCCGCUAUCUGCCACCAUUCCCUACUCCUGCAGCUCUUCUCACCGUAGAAGCCACCAGCCCAGCCUCUCAAGAUGGCCUUUGUUCCUGCACCAGGCUACCAGCCCACCUACAACCCGACGCUGCCCUACCACAGGCCCAUCCCAGGCAAUCUCAGAGUUGGAAUGUCCAUUUACAUCCAAGGAGUGGCCAACGAGCAUAUGAAGAGGUUCUUCGUGAACUUCGAGGUGGGGCAGGGCCCAGAGGCAGACGUCGCCUUCCACUUCAAUCCCCGCUUUGACGGCUGGGAUAAGGUGGUCUUCAACACGAAGCAGAACCGCAACUGGGGCAAGGAGGAGAAGAAAAGGAGCAUGCCCUUCAGCAAGGGCGCCGCCUUCGAGCUGGUGUUCAUGGUCUUGGCCGAGCACUACAAGGUGGUGGUAAACGGGAAUCCCUUCUAUGAGUUUGGGCACCGGAUCCCGCUGCAGAUGGUCACCCACCUGCACGUGGAUGGCGACCUGCAGCUUCAAUCAAUCAACUUCAUCGGAGGCCAGCCCGCCCCAUGCCAGAUACCCGUGCCUAAUCCAGCAUACCCAGGUCCCGGGCAGUACUGCCAAGAGCCAAGUAACCUCCCUCCCAUGGAGGGACCCCCAACCUUCAACCCGCCUGUGCCAUUUAAUGGGAGACUGCAAGGGGGGCUUACAGCCCGAAGAACCAUUAUUGUCAAGGGCUACGUACCCCCCACAGCCAAGAGCUUUGUCAUCAACUUCAAGGUGGGAUCCUCAGGGGACCUGGCUCUGCACAUUAACCCCCGGCUGAAUGAGGGCACCGUGGUUCGGAACAGCUUUCUGAAUGGCUUGUGGGGAGCCGAGGAAAGGAAGGUCUCCUACAACCCGUUUGGUCCUGGAAAGUUCUUUGAUCUGUCCAUUCGCUGUGGCAUGGAUCGCUUCAAGGUGUACGCCAACGGCCAGCACCUCUUCGACUUCUCCCAUCGCCUUUCGGCCUUCCAGAGGGUGGACAUGGUGGAGAUCCAGGGUGAUGUCACCUUGUCCUAUGUCCAGAUCUGAUCUAUUCCUGGGGCCGUAACCCUCGGGAACACAGAGGAAGAUCCCUGUAGGACUCCUUUCUAAGCCCCUAAUAAAAUGUCUGAGGGUGUCUUGUGAGUGUACACGACCCCAUUUGCCUCCCUCACUGUUCCUCCCUUCUUGGUUCAAUCAUGCACUCUCCAUUCAGCCAUCCAAUCAUCUGUCCAUCCAUCCUCUCCUCAUAAUAAAUCUAGGGCUUUAUGUGUAUGAACCCAUUCACUCCUCACAAUGCCGGGAGGUAGGAACUAUUAUUAUUUUCCAUCUGUAAAUGAUGAGGAGACAGGCAAAGAAAAAUAAAGCUGUUGCCCAAGGUCACAGAGUCCAUAAAUGGCGGAUCCAGGAUCCAAACUGAGGUGGUCGGGCUCCCAAGGCUACGUGCUCAACCACUAUACAGCCUGUUGUCCCAUCCACCCUGCAUCCAUCCAACCAAAAGUCCAUAUACCCAUUCAACAUCCAACCAUCGAGCCACUCACCAAUCCAUCUAUCCGUCUGUUUGUCCAGCCAUCUUUCCAUCCAUCCACCCAUCCCUUCAUCCCUCCAUCCAUCUAUCUCAUCAUCCAUCAAUCUUUCCAAACAUUCAUCCGAGCAUAUGUUCAUCCAUCCAUCUAAACAUUCAACAAUCCAUCCACUCUACCUCUCCAUUUUAGCUGCUCAUCCAUUCAUCAUCCAGCCGUUCACCCAUCCAUCCAUUCAAACAUCUAACUACUUACUUAUUAGUCCAUAUGUCUAUUCACUCAGCCAUCCUUACAUCCAAAUUUCAUUCAUCCUUUCAUCUCUUCACUCCCUCCUUC
Molecule: messenger RNA, 1959 nt
Organism: Kogia breviceps (pygmy sperm whale)
Lineage: Eukaryota; Metazoa; Chordata; Mammalia; Artiodactyla; Physeteridae
Gene: LGALS4
Product: galectin 4
Molecular function (GO): carbohydrate binding
Source: RefSeq, a predicted model, not a curated record